Molecule: messenger RNA, 654 nt
Organism: Yarrowia lipolytica CLIB122
Lineage: Eukaryota; Fungi; Ascomycota; Dipodascomycetes; Dipodascales
Source: RefSeq, a predicted model, not a curated record
AUGAACGGAAUCAGUGUAGAUAUGAACCACCUGAAGAAGGGCGAGGUCAACCUCGGAACCUCCAUUAUGGCCGUCAAGUUCAAGGACGGAGUCGUGCUUGGCGCAGACAGUCGAACAACCACAGGAGCUUUCAUUGCCAACCGAGUCACCGACAAGCUUACUCAAGUCCACGAUAAGAUCUGGUGCUGCCGAUCUGGCUCCGCCGCAGACACACAGGCCGUGGCAGACAUUGUCACUUAUCAUCUGCAAUCAUACGCCGCCCAGAACGACAAGGACCCCUCUACGAAGGUGGCGGCCUCAAUGUUCCAGGAGCUGUGCUACAACAACAAGGAUAACCUCACUGCAGGUAUCAUUGUGGCUGGCUACGAUGACAAGAACGGAGGUGAGGUGUACAGCAUACCUCUUGGUGGUUCGUUGCACAAGCAGGACUACGCCAUUGCCGGUAGUGGAUCCACAUACAUUUAUGGUCUUUGUCAAAAGAACUUCAAGCAGGACAUGACCAAGGACGAGUGUGUUCUGUUCAUCAAGAACUCGCUUGCCCAGGCCAUUAAGUGGGACGGUUCGUCUGGAGGAGUCAUUCGAAUUUGCAUUCUCACCAAGGAUGGAGCUGAGCGACAGAUCUUCUUCCCCGACGAGUAUGAGGCUGAUUACUGA